Camelus dromedarius (Arabian camel) is the source of this 2501-nucleotide messenger RNA. RefSeq names its product leucine-rich repeat-containing protein 37A-like. The transcript is spliced from 3 exons. The record is from RefSeq and is a predicted model, not a curated record. Bases 619 to 1635 code for a protein of 338 amino acids. NCBI's taxonomy places the organism in Eukaryota, Metazoa, Chordata, Mammalia, Artiodactyla, Camelidae.
CUUCCUUGGGAAGCUCUGCACCACCUCACCCCCACCCCUGCGCUGCUGGAGCCUGGGGCCACUCUGGUCUGCAGCCCAAAUCCUGCCUCGUUGUGCUGGGGGGCCAGGCUGGGGUUGGAGAGAGGGCCUGGCAGGACGAGUCAGCUGAGACUACUUCUGUACACGGAUGUGGAGUCAAAUGGAGAGCUGCCUGCAGGGCCAUACGAAGAUGUUGCUGUUCCACGUCAAGUUCUGCAGGAGGCCCCCUAUCAGCCUCCAGAGAGCCCUGAGGAGGUGGAACCUUCUCCAGUCCAGGAGGAAGCUGCGUCUCAGCCUCCAGAGAGCCCCGAGGAGGUGCAACCUUCACUUGAGCAGGAGGCCCAGGCUCAGCCUGCAGAGCAUCCUGAGGAGGCGGAACCUCCUCCAUUCCCUCAGGAGGCCCAGGCUCAGCCUGCAGAGCGCCCUGAGUAUGACUCUGCCCCACUCCAGCAAGAGGCCCCAGCGCAAGUUCCGGGGUCCCCUGGUGAGAAUGUACCUCAGUUUCCAGCAAGUGAAGAGGCAGCAGCUCGACCUGGAAGUAACUAUCCAGCUCACUCCAAGCUGUCCAGUGUUACACUUAAACCUGUGGAUUUGGAACUUAUGGUCACUCCAGAGCCUGCUAAGGAAGGCGAGUUUACCGCAGCCCAGCAGGAGCCCCGGCCUCAGCCUCCUGAAUAUUCUGUGGAGGCAGAACCUUCUCCAACCCCGCAGGAUGCCACAGGUCAGCCUCCAGAGCCUCCUGAGGAAGCUGAGCCUUCUCCAGGUGAACAGGGACGACCGGCUCAGCCUUAUGAGCCUAAUGGGGAAGUUGUACCCUUCUCAACCCAGCAGGAGAGCCCAGCUCAGCCCACAGAGCAUCCUGAGGUGGUGAACCCAGCCACCCAGCAGGAGAGCCCAGCUCAGUCUCCAGCAGAGAUAGAGCCUUCCGCAACCCAGCAGGAAAGCACAGCUCAGCGUCCACAGUCUCCCGCUGAGGCCGAACCCUCUCCAGCUCAUUCUCAAGAUCAUGUGACAACAGCUUCUCCUCCAGGCCAGGAUCAAGCUCAGUCUCUGCAGUGGCCCAGUGUCACUGUUAAACCUGUGGACCUUGCACUCACCAUAACUUCAGGGCCCACAAGUGAAGCUGGACCUUCUCCGCCCCAACAGGAGGCCUCAUCUCAGUCUGCAGGGUCCCCUGAGCAGUUGGAACCGUUACUGGUCGAGCAGGAGGUUCCGGAACAGCCUCCAGCCCCCUCAGGAAAUGGUGAACCUUCUCCAGUCCAGCUUGAGCCCCCAACUCAGCCUCCAGAGACCUCUACAGCUGCCACAGCUCAACAUCCAGUACAUAAUGAGGUGACGUUCUCACCUGCAGGGCCAGGUGAAGCUCAGCAUCCAGUGAUGCCUAGUACCAUAGGCAAACCCCUGGAUCUCACAGUUGUCAUCACUCCAGAGCCUGCUAAGGAGGCUGAAAGUUCCCCAGAGCAGCAGGAGGGCUCUGCUCAUUUUCCCGUUUCCCCCGAGCAGGCUGAAAUUUCUCCAGUCCAGUCUAAGCCUCUUUCUCCGUCUCCGGAGCACCCUGGGAAGGUUGAAUCUCCCAGGACAACAAGAGGCCACAGCUCAGACUACAGGUCCCCCUGAGGGGGUGGGGCUUUCUUCGGUCCAGGAGGAAGCCCCGUCUCAACCUCCAGAGCCACCUAAGGAGGUUGAGAUGACAGUUGGAAGACCAGGACAGAAUCACGCUCAGCAUUCCAGCUCGCCCAGUGUCACUCAUAAAGCUUUGGACCUGGGGCUGACCGAGGCCUGGCUCAGACGCAGCAGCCUGAGGGCACCAGGGAGGCCCGGCUGCAGCAGGGGCGGUGGGGUCUGUCCUCUCCCACCCUCAUCUCAGCAUCAGGAAAAUCUGUUCACUGUAGACUGGAGGGACUAGGGGCUGGAGACGGGGGAGAGCCAUGAAAACAGCUCCUUCCUUAAAAGAAAGGGUGGACAAAUCACUCCAUCGUUACUCUUCGUGUCUAGGGAGACAGAGAGAUGGAAAGAGAGACCAGGGUAAGGACUGAGACAAGAAUGAAAAAUACAGAGAAGCACAGAAGUACAGAGAGUCUAGACAGAAAGGUGCCAAGACAGAAAUAGAUACAGACACUGGGAGACAGAGAAACACACACCUGGAGGGUGUCUGGAUGGAAGGUGCUGGGAGACGGGGUGGGGCUGAGUCAGAACUGAUGUGGGGGGAUGGUCGUGCAGGAAGCCGAGCCGCUGAGGCCCUGAGGGUUUGGGGUCCUUGGGGAGUCUGGGACAGAAGGGCCUAGAGCCACGGGUUCCCCACCUACCAGUAUGGCCUAUCCAAGGACGGGGCUGGGGCUGAAGUAGGUGUGCGGAAGUGUAUCCAGUCCCCUCCCAAGGCUGCUGGCCUGGGGUCCCUGGAGCUGGGGACAGGUGCCUGCCUUUCCGCGUCCUCCUCCCGAACUGUGCCAGCUGGCCCCGUCCCCCCACCCCAGGCCAGUGUC